CAUGUGUUCGACGCUGUCAAGGUGGAUCGCACCCGGAGCUGGCUCUACGCCGCCUGCUCCCUCUCCUACCUGGGCGCGAUGGUGUCCAGCAACUCGGCUCUGCAGUUCGUCAACUACCCCACGCAGGUCCUUGGCAAAUCUUGUAAGCCCAUUCCAGUCAUGCUUUUAGGAGUGACUUUGCUGCGGAAGAAGUACCCACCAGCCAAAUAUCUCUGUGUCCUCCUGAUCGUGGCCGGCGUCGCCCUGUUCCUCUACAAGCCUAAGAAGGCGGCGGGGAGCGACGAGCACGUCUUUGGCUACGGAGAACUCCUCCUGCUGCUGUCGCUGACCUUGGACGGGCUGACGGGGGUGUCUCAGGACCACAUGAGAGCUCACUACCAAACGGGUUCCAACCACAUGAUGCUGAACGUUAACCUCUGGUCCACCUUGUUCCUGGGGGCUGGGAUUCUGUUCACUGGAGAGCUCUGGGAGUUCCUGAGUUUCAUGGAGCGAUAUCCCAGCGUCAUUUACAACAUCCUCCUCUUCGGCCUUACCAGUGCUCUGGGUCAGAGCUUUAUUUUCAUGACCGUGGUGUACUUCGGCCCCCUGACGUGUUCCAUCAUCACCACAACCCGCAAGUUCUUCACCAUCUUGGCGUCCGUCAUCCUCUUUGCCAACCCCAUCAGCUCCAUGCAGUGGGUGGGGACGGUCCUUGUGUUCCUGGGCCUUGGACUCGAUGCCAAAUUCGGGAAGGGAGUGAAGAAGACAUCGCACUGAGGAGAGGGGCGAUCUCUGCCCUUGGGAUGGACUUUUAAUUUAUUGUCUUGUACCUCAAAAUCAGUUCUGACCCCGGGCUCAGGACGGGAACCAGGAGGAGAUUGGCUCUGGCUUUUGUUUGGUUGAGUUUUUAAUUCAGAA
Messenger RNA from Nestor notabilis (Kea), 897 nucleotides. RefSeq names its product solute carrier family 35, member B1 (gene SLC35B1). Gene Ontology annotation, biological process: UDP-galactose transmembrane transport. Gene Ontology annotation, cellular component: Golgi membrane; endoplasmic reticulum membrane. Gene Ontology annotation, molecular function: UDP-glucose transmembrane transporter activity; UDP-galactose transmembrane transporter activity. The annotation marks the transcript as partial. The record is from RefSeq and is a predicted model, not a curated record. NCBI's taxonomy places the organism in Eukaryota, Metazoa, Chordata, Aves, Psittaciformes, Psittacidae. The transcript has 7 exons.